This is a messenger RNA of Penicillium bovifimosum, 1602 nucleotides long. RefSeq names its product F-box protein. The transcript is spliced from 2 exons. The record is from RefSeq and is a predicted model, not a curated record. Gene Ontology annotation, molecular function: protein binding. Bases 1 to 1602 code for a protein of 533 amino acids. NCBI's taxonomy places the organism in Eukaryota, Fungi, Ascomycota, Eurotiomycetes, Eurotiales, Aspergillaceae.
AUGGCGCCUACUCCCAAUUCUGGCGAGGUAUGUCUGCAUUUCUUCGUCGCCCUGGUCGCCUUCCCCUGUCCCCAAACCCCCUGUCCUCACACCGCAUUGCUGUUGCAGGAAGAACACGCCGAUGAUGACUACGACGAUUACCACGAUUGCGACGAGAACGAUGAAUACGAUGAGGAAUAUGUGUACCACCAUGACGGGCGGCCUUCUGAGGACUUCUCGCGACUCGAACAGUUGCCCCCAGAGAUCAUUUACUGCAUUGCGUCUUAUCUCCCCGCUGCAGACCUUGCCUGCCUCGGUGCCACCUCCAGCAUUCUGGCCGAUUAUGCAAUGGAUGACUUGUUAUGGGCUGCCCUGGUGAAUGAGAGACUGCCUUCUCACCUCAACGAUCCAGGCCCAUUCGGCUCAUUUCGUCGCCUCUAUCUCGCCUAUCACCCCUGCUGGUUCCUCCCGCAGUACAAAAUCUGGUUUGCAGACAUUGAACCCACGGGCUUACUGGUCAUCGCCAGAUAUAACCCUCGCCGGGGUGUUAUCGAGGCGCGUAAGCUCGUUGCAGACCGUACAUCUUCCACUUUUCAAGUCUGGGAGUCGAAUCCAGAUGUCAUGAUUCAGACUUUUCAUCCGCGUGUCCAUUUGUAUUAUAAGGAGGAGCCAGUUAUGCUUCUCGAAGACCCGCUUGUCGAAGACCGGCGUGUCGCAGCUCCUGGGGAGCUAGCCCAAUUGGCUCCAAUUCAACACUACGAACCGACGAAAGAGGAAGAGGACCGAUACAUGCCAAUGGCCUUGGAGAUCCAGCGUGAGCUUUACGGUAUUUUGUUUUGUACCGAGAUGAGGUUCGCAGAAAUGGUGUGUGCCCUUGACACUUUCUUUUGGCCACCGCGAACAAUUCCCAGCAGUUCCCGUGCGCUCCGUUAUCGCAAGAACCACGAGCUACCACAGCCGGGGUCCUUAGAGGAAAUGUCAGAAUUCCAUUGGCGUCUCAUCAAGUGGUCUCGUCAGCGUUAUCGUCUGUAUCUGCCAGACCCAAUUGAGGAUAUCUUGACUUUCUCUACUCUCGAUCCGGCUCUCUAUACUCCCACCAAAGAGAAGCCGUACCAAGGGAUUUGGGUGGGGGACUAUUCGGCCCACGGAUGUGAGUUUCUACUUAUUGUUCAGAAAGAAGUAGCACCUCCACGAUCCGAGAAUGAAGAAUCCGAGGACGAUUGGAUGGACGAAUACUACUGGGACGACAGCGACGAAGAAGAGGUUCAGGCCAUGGAAACCCAUGAUGAUUACGAACCCGAUUCCCAGGAGAUCGUGCAACAGGGUCGAUUGGAGGCUAUCAAGUUGACAGGAGACCCUAAUGUUCCUCGUGGUCAAUAUUCCUUCGUCGCUAAAGACAUCGGUCCUAGUGGCCUGCUUCGAGUUGCCACGGAUGAACCAUUCGUCGGAGCGCGUAUCGUACGCUCCCGUGGUCAUGUAGCUGGACUUGGCUUUCACGACCAUACAUACGUCAAUGGCGAGUUGAUCCUGAUUUCUCCAGACUGCUUGGCUCAUUACUGGAAGGAAAUGGGUCACGUCUCCUACUACCACCGUGUGGAUAUUGACGAUCUAGUGAGCUUUUAG